AUUAAGCUGGAAAAAGUAGAGCAGUUACAACUUUUUGAUCGAAGAAGCAAGGUAAAACAGUCAAUUUGACACAUUUCAUCUUCUCCGAAAUGGAAAAUCAAAACACUAGCCCGACUUCUUCUCGUGAAUCAAUAACACAAACAUGCUUCCCUCAACGUUAUUUCGUAACCCUUAUGAUUUUAUUCAUGACAAUAAACUGCUACACAAACCGAAACCUCGUCGGCAAUACUUUGAAAUAUUUUGCCGAAAUAAAACCAAAAAUUAACAGGACUAAGGACAGAAACCAGUGUGUGGACCUACACCAAGAAGUCCAAACACACACUGAACAAAACUUUACAAAAAUCUUCGAAAUAGACAGCGACACCAGCGAAGACAUCCUAAACCUCUUCUACAUCAGCUAUACGAUUACACACUUUCCUGCUGGUAUUUACGCCGAUACUCGCAGCCCCAAACACCUGCUCUCACUUGUAACAAUCGCAAUGUCCGUUAUUAACCUUUCAAGUCCCACACUUAUUAAAGCAACGAAAGGCAACCACAAUGUAAUGAGAGUUGUGACUAUACUUUUGGGCCUUUUGCAAGGUGCUCUUUACCCCGCAUCAACUAGUAUGCUCGCCCAUUGGGUCCCCUCACGAGAGCGAGCCUCUCUAUUGUCGCUAACACUGGCAGGAUAUUUUUUGGCGCUAAUUGUGCAAAAAAGUGGAACUAAUUUUUUCGUAAAAUCGUGCGGGAAUUGGACCAUGCCGUUUUAUGUUUUCGGGAGCUUUGGGCUGAUUUGGACAGUGGUCUGGGAGUGUUUGGUGUUUCCAGAUCCUCAUAAGGAUCCAAGGAUUACGGAGGGAGAGAGGAACUACUUGGAUCAGGAGAUGCGCGACACUGUUGACCACAAACCCAAAAAAAUCCCCUACAUUGCAAUGUUCACUUCUCUUCAAGUUUGGAUGUUGAUACUCAUCCACGCUGCCAAUCGUUGGAGCUGGUAUUUCAGCGGUUACAUGAUUCCAGCAUACACAAAAGACGUUCUCAAGUACGGAAGUGACCAAACUAUUUUACUGUCCACUCUCCCCUAUAUCCCAAUGACGGUCUUGAUCAUCAGUUUGGGUUAUUUCUCCGACUGGAUCACUCGAAACGGUUACGUUUAUGUUUUAACAAUGCGGAAACUCCUCUCUAGUAUUGGCAUGAUGGGGCCGCCCAUUUACAUGCUAACCGGAUCAUACGCCGGUUGUAACCGCAUAGGUGCGGUGAGUAUUUUCGUCAUAGGAAUGUCACAAUACGCUUUUGCUUUUCUGGGGCUUUAUUUACUUCCCUUGGACUUGUCACCUAACUAUGCCGGGUGUUUGACGAGUCUUACUAAUGGGUUUGGGAACUUUGUCACGAUUUUUUUCCCGUAUGUUACAGCACUAGUAGCCCCUGAUAGAACGAUUCGGCAGUACAGAAAUCUCUUUUGGAUGUCGUUGGUCAUGGCUGGGGUCUCAAAUUUGUUGUAUGUGAUUUUUGGCAGUAGUGAAGUACAGCCUUGGAACAGACUAUUAGUGGGAAGAAACUGAAGUGCCGUAAUAGCGUUAUCUCCAGGUCUAAGUCUAGUCAGAGAGUCUUUGUUAGGUUUUAUUGUAUAUUAUUAUUCAUUUUAGAAAAUUUUUUAAGACUGUUAACCGUUGAUAAAGAAAUAAAAAUG
Molecule: messenger RNA, 1669 nt
Organism: Tribolium castaneum (red flour beetle)
Lineage: Eukaryota; Metazoa; Arthropoda; Insecta; Coleoptera; Tenebrionidae
Product: sialin-like
Exons: 5
Coding region: 90-1541 (483 amino acids)
Biological process (GO): monoatomic anion transport; transmembrane transport
Cellular component (GO): plasma membrane
Molecular function (GO): transmembrane transporter activity
Source: RefSeq, a predicted model, not a curated record